Messenger RNA from Chara braunii, 4882 nucleotides. Lineage: Eukaryota; Viridiplantae; Streptophyta; Charophyceae; Charales; Characeae. The record is from the annotation of a GenBank genome assembly.
GGGGAGUGAACCUCUUGAGAGUCUGAUUGAUUCUUUUGCUGUCUGGCGACUCUCUGAUCCACCUGCUCACACUGACAGUCCAAAGAUGGGCCUAACUUCAACACAAUGGCGGGCCUUGUUAGAUGCAACCGGUAAUGCUGAGAAACCACAUCUGCAAGCACUCUUGGAUGGUGCUAUAAAACGGGAACAGGAGACAGAGAAGGAGAGGAAGGAAACCCUGCUAAGAAGGCAAGUGGCUCUCCUAGAGACUGUCCCCUCACUGACCGAAGUGCAGUGUGGGGAACAGUUGCAGUCCAUACUCACAACAUUGGUUCAAGUCCGGAACCUUGAGGACCAUACCACUCAGAUCGCUGAAGUUUUUGCGAAGCUGCAGACUCUUCAGGAUGAUCUGACUGAGAUGACCCGCAAGUACCAUGACUUGACCAAGGAGGUGGCUGACCUGCAACAAGCCCAAGUGGCCAACCCUCUCCCUCUACCCCUUGGGACCGGAGCUGCAAUCGGAACUACUUCUGCCCCUCUUACUGUAUCUUCUUCUACCUCUUCUUCGAGUGUGAUGGCAACUUCCUCAGAACCUGCAGCAGGUGCAGAUUCCACUGUUGCUAUAACAAGCAAUGAGGCUGGAACUUCUGCAAGUGCUGCAGCCUCAAGAUCGGAACCAGCUGCUGCUGGUCGCAGCUACGCAGGUCCCUAUGUGGACAGGAAGUCGAUUCAAAUGCCGACCAAGUACGACGGCAAGGAGGACAUCGACUCCUGGACCAGCUCCAUGCGAGCCUACUUCGAGAUUCUGGGGACUCAAACUGAGACCCAGGCAGUGAUCAUGGGAAUGAAUGUCGAGCCAGUCGUACGGGGCUUCCUAGAAGUCCAAGCAACGCGGGCUGGGUUUCCAAAGGCUGCAUUGGCCAAAUGGCUAAGGGCCACCCCUGUUGCCUCCCUCGAAGAACUCCUUACCUCAGAAUACCAAGAUCCACAYGUUGCYRCUAAAGCAAGAAUUCAASUGGAUAAAKURAAGCACAACAAGUGGAAUGGYUCCAUGAAAAGCCUGCAGACCUAUCUAAGCAAACUGUUUGCCACCCCUGGUUUGGAGUUGUCCCCUCAAUCUUGCUUGGAUGUGGUCAAGGGCGCGGUCCCAACUCACUUUACUAGUCGCCUGGGCACGGGCUACAUUGCAUAUACUKACUGGCUCGCCUUAAUGAAGGACGUAGUCGGUCUGGAGGCCAUGGACCUCGUGAGCACGGCAGGCAGCAAAAAGCCCAUGGGCGGCAGACGGUUCAAGGGCAGCAACCGUUUUGCUGUGCAUGACCUGCUGGAGGCCGAAGGAGAAGCCGAUGCGGUUGACCCCACUCUUGAUUCGGUCGUCUCUAUAGGCGACUUGCGACCGGACUUUGGUGAUCCCUUUGCUGAUUUCCCACCCCCACCUGUCCCAUCAAACAUCCAAGCCCUCCUCGAUCGGUUUCCAGAAGUCCUGGCCGAGCCACGUGGAGUCCCCUUGCGACCGGUUCGACACACCAUCGAGUUGGUCGAGGGUGCUGUUCCUCCAAAGGGCUGCGUGUACCGUAUGGGACCCGGCGAGUUGGAGGAACUCCGGCGGCAGAUCGAUGAGAUGAUUGACAAAGGGUGGAUCAAACCAAGUGAAUCUGAAUUUGGUGCUCCUGUGUUGUUUGUGCCAAAGAAAGGAGACAAACUCCGCAUGUGUAUUGACUAUCGCGGUCUAAACCGCAUCACAAGAAAGAAUGCUUACCCAUUGCCUCGUAUAAAUGACUUGCUUGAUGUUGCAGGCAGGUGCAAGGUCUUCUCCAAGAUCGAUCUCAAGUCUGGCUACCACCAGAUUGAAGUCGAUCCUGCGGACCAGCACAAGACUGCGUUCAAGACGCGCGAYGGGCUUUAUGAGUUUACCGUAAUGCCCUUCGGUCUUACGAACGCACCAGCCACGUUCCAAAGCCUCAUGGACAAGGUCCUCCGCGAACAGAUUGGCCGGUUCGUGGUAGUGUACCUGGACGAUAUCCUGAUUUUCAGCAAGUCCAUGCAGGAACACCUCAAGCAUCUUGAGGAGGUACUUGCCAUCCUCAAGAAGACGCAGCUCCAUCUCAACUUGGAGAAAUCCGAGUUUGGGAGGGAUAGCGUCAUCUAUCUUGGGCACCGGUUGUCUGUUGCAGGCCUAGAGCCUGAGGCAACCAAGAUUGAGCUCAUAAGCGAUUGGCCUCAGCCUGUGAACAUUCGUGAAUCGCGUUCUUUUCUUGGUCUCGCGUCGUACUAUCGGAAGUUUGUACCCCGUUUUUCUAUCAUUGCUCAUCAAUUGUCGCGACUAACCAGCAAGAAUGUGUCUUACUCCUGGGAUGCCGCGUGUACGGAAGCAUUUCGAACUCUCAAGGAAGCCUUGGUAAGUUACUCGGUACUCCGCAUUGCAGAUCCCAAACUGACCUUCGUAGUUACUACGGAUGCAAGUCAGUAUGGGAUCGGUGCGGUGCUGCAACAAGAUGAUGGCGAUAGCCUGCGGCCACUCGAGUACUACAGCAAACGAAUGCCCAGCGUGAAGGUAGCCACUUCCACCUACAUGCGCGAGCUCUACGCUUUGCGCAUGGCGUUGGAUCACUCGAAACAUUACCUGUUGGGACGCCACUUCAAAGUGUUCUCAGAUCAUGAGACCUUGAAGUGGAUCAAAAUGCAGACUACUCUGUCCCCUACCUUGCUUCGCUGGUUUCAUGAGAUUGACAUCUUUGAUUUUGAAUUGAGACACAAAAAGGGUUGUUACAAUCGAGUCGCUGACGCAUUGUCUCGCCACCCUGAGUACAUGACUUGCCUUGUGAAAUCCUACGACCUCCGGAAGAAACUGAAGGAGGAGCUCGUAGAGCAGACAGCCAAGGAUCCGGAACUUAGUUCCAUCCUUGAGCAGCUGCGGGCUGAUCCUAGUAGUCAGCCUGAUUUCCACGAGUAUGGAGGACUGAUUUUUCGCCAAUACGGGAACCAUGAUCGUUUGUGUGUACCCAACCAUGAGCCUCUCCGCACACACUUUCUGGACUCGGCUCAUGGCCGGAGCGGGCACUUCGGCAUGGCAAAAACGUACGCUAACCUGGUGAGACAGUUUGAUUGGCCUGGCAUGAAAGGGACUGCUGAGAAAUUUAUAGCUGAAUGUCAAGUUAGUCAACGAAUCAAACCAUGUAGGCAAAAGCCCAUGGGGAUACUCACACCCCUACCCAUUCCUGAUGGCCCCGGGGAAUCUGUCUCCAUCGAUUUCACGGACAUGGGUAAGGUAAGCAAGAAUGGGUUUUCACAAGUCAUGGUGAUUGUUGACCGAUUCUCAAAGUUUCUUGAUUUGAUCCCUCUACCGCCUCACGCCCCAACAGAUCUAGUGAUUCGCGAAUUCCAGCAGAAAUACCUGCUGCAGUUCAGAACCCCGAAGACUCUUGUGAGUGAUCGGGACCCGCGGUUCAUUAGCGCUGAAUGGAAGGAGUUCACAUCCCACCUAGGAAUCAAACUGUGCAUGACAUCUGGUCGACACCCCGAAGCCAACGGUUUGGCUGAGGAGAUCAACCAGACUGUAUUCCAACUACUUCGUGCUUUGAUCAUUCCUGAUCAGGAAACAUGGGAUGAGGAGCUGUAUUCUGUCAAGGGGUUGUACAACAACUCCGUUCACUCUGCCACCGCCACGACGCCCAAUAGGCUGCACUACGGGUGGCAGAUCCGCAAUCCGCUCUCCUACUUGUUCCCUGAGCAGCCGGCUGGUUUGACACCCAGCAGGCCUGGCUUCAGUGCUAAGUAUGAUCGCUUGCUCAAAGUUGUUGUUGCAGCUAUGACCAAGCGACAGCAUGCCAUGAUUCAUCAUGCGAACAAGAAGUGUAAACCAUCGGAGAUUCAGGUAGGAAGUUAUGUCUGGGUAAAGAUGUCUGAAUUCUCAGAGGAGGAGGGAGUCUCACGCAAACUCCUCCCACUCUACUACGGGCCUUGGGAAGUUUUGGAUGUAAUCGGGAAAGAUCAUUUCGGCCCUUCGUACAUUGUGGACGUGCCUGCUCACCUGCGCACAUAUCCCGUGUUUCAUGCAUCUAAACUGAAUCUCCAUCGUGAAGCUGAGACAUUCGAUUAUCGCGAAGAUAUGAUCCCUCACGCAAUCAAGGGGGGGCAUGAGAUAAAUAGAAUCAAACAGCAUGUAGGUAAAGGGGGAAACAGACAGUACCAGGUUCAUUUCAUGUAUCACCCGUUAGAUGAUCUCUACUGGAUCUCCAAACAGGAACUGCUACGCAGCGCACCGCGCGUUGUCAAAGCUUACGAGCGACAGAUCGCCGCCAACGCCACACCAAAGAUCUCAGUAAGGCUCUCUGCAACAGAGUAUUCCAGGAAUCUCUUUGCCUUGCUCGCCUACGAUGCUUACUCACUUCCUAUGCAGUCAGUGCAUUGCUCCACCCAGAGGAUUAGCAGAGGAGCAGUUGGGGAGUUAAGAGGGAGCUUCGAGACGAACGAGAUGACCUCCAUCAUGGGCUCCAUGGCUAUAGAAGUGGAGUGCGAGGUUGGAGAAGAAGAGAAGAAGAGAAGUGGAGGAGUUGGGGAGUUGUUAGCGAGCUUCGAGAUGGGGGCGAUGACCUCCGUUAUUGACUCGAUGGCUAUGGAUGUUGAGUAUAAGGCCGAAGGAGAUGAGUAGCGGAGCAGUUGGGGAAUCAUAAGGAAGCUUGGAGAUGAGGGAGAUGACCUUCAUCAUUGGUUUGAUGGCUACGGCAUCCAGUACGAGGUGGAAGAAGAAAAAAAAUAGUGGAGCGGUUGGGAGUCAAUAGGGGCCUUCGAGAUGAGGUAGAUGACCUCCAAUGCUCUCCAUCAUUGGCUGCAUGGCUAUGGACGUGAAGCAGAAGCAAGGGCGUUAUUGGAAUUGGUUAUGAAACAAACUCAAUUAUUGUCG